AUUGGCUGGCAUCUUCAUAUCCCACAAAACACUGCGUUGCCACUUCCUUUUUCUUUUCGGCCAUAUUCUGCCCAAGACGGGUGUAAGUAGCCAUGGCCCCCAGUCGCAAUGGUAUGAUCCUGAACCCCCACUUUCACAAAGACUGGCAGAGGAGAGUCCGCACCUGGUUCAACCAGCCAGCCAGGAAGCUCCGCAGGCGCAAGGCUCGGCAGGCCAAGGCGCGUCGUAUUGCUCCUCGCCCGGUUGCUGGACCUCUGCGACCCAUCGUCAGGUGUCCAACAAUCAGGUACCAUAACAAGGUCCGGGCCGGACGUGGCUUCUCCCUGGAAGAACUGAAGGCUGCCGGCAUCAACAAGAGGGUGGCUCGCACCAUCGGUAUUGCUGUCGACCCUCGCCGCCGCAACCGGUCAACAGAGGCGCUGCAGGCCAAUGUGCAGCGGCUGAAGGAGUACCGUUCCAAGCUUAUCCUGUUCCCCAGGAAGGCCUCGGCACCCAAGAAGGGAGACAGCACCGAGGAGGAGCUGAAGAUGGCCACACAACUCACUGGACCAGUCAUGCCCAUUAAAAAUGUGUACAAGAAGGAGAAGGCCCGCAUGAUCACGGAAGAGGAGAAGAAGUUCAAGGCCUUCGCCAGCCUGCGCAUGGCCCGGGCCAAUGCUCGUCUCUUCGGCAUUCGUGCUAAGAGGGCAAAGGAGGCAGCUGAACAGGAAGUUGAGAAGAAGAAAUGAGAGCAUUUGUAUAAAAGUCUAAAUAAAGUCUCACCCAAAAUAUCACGCGUCAGUCUGUGCAUGGAGAUGUCUCCGUUUGGUCAGGUUUCUCAAAUUAUAGGUUCAAAACAAUUCAGAAUUCUGUAUCAGAUUGAAUCACAAUCAUAGUUCUGUGUCAUGUUAGUUAUGGACAUUGUGUAGAGUCUUUUUGGACUUUUUAGCCACCAGAUGGCAGCAUAUGGCAACAGGUACAUCCUUGGUCUUGGUUUGAUUUAUCUGCUUGUUUUUUGUAUUUCUGGUAAUACUUUUGUAAUAUAGUUUAAAGGUUGAAGGGGUGUUAAACAUUUUGCCUCUGAUUAAAACAGCCUGACAUGCUGGCUUUUUAGUACCCAUUCGGCGUUUGCUAUCAAUUUGGGGGACAUGGAGGAAACUACUGUAAACACGUUAUUACGACGGAAAUAAAACCACACCGUGGAUUGAAAA
Electrophorus electricus (electric eel) is the source of this 1190-nucleotide messenger RNA. RefSeq names its product ribosomal protein L13 (gene rpl13). Gene Ontology annotation, biological process: translation. Gene Ontology annotation, cellular component: ribosome; cytosolic large ribosomal subunit. The record is from RefSeq and is a predicted model, not a curated record. Gene Ontology annotation, molecular function: structural constituent of ribosome; RNA binding. NCBI's taxonomy places the organism in Eukaryota, Metazoa, Chordata, Actinopteri, Gymnotiformes, Gymnotidae.